This is a messenger RNA of Perca fluviatilis (European perch), 1597 nucleotides long. RefSeq names its product P2Y purinoceptor 14-like. Bases 200 to 1234 code for a protein of 344 amino acids. Gene Ontology annotation, cellular component: membrane. Gene Ontology annotation, biological process: G protein-coupled receptor signaling pathway. Lineage: Eukaryota; Metazoa; Chordata; Actinopteri; Perciformes; Percidae. The transcript is spliced from 4 exons. The record is from RefSeq and is a predicted model, not a curated record. Gene Ontology annotation, molecular function: G protein-coupled purinergic nucleotide receptor activity.
GUCGGGCUCGGACAUAAAUUUCUUAAUGCCUGUCGGGCUCGGGCCGGGUUCGGACAGAAAAAUUCGGCCCGAUCCGGACUCUACUUUAAACAAUCAGUUACAAACAGGAAUAGGCUCUCACAAGUGCAAGAUUGGGGAAACUCCAAAUUUAAUUUAAAGCCCCACGCAGCAGAUCCUCUCCUGUGUGGAAACCCCAGUAAUGAGACCACAGAGGCACAAAAUAUCAACCAGAAAAAAAAUGAGCGAUCGAGGAGGAGAAGAAGAAGUGACUUCAUCCUUCAACUGGUCAUCAGUUACAAACCAGAACAAAGCCAACGGUUCGACUAACUGUGUAUGGAACGACACCUCAGCCCACCCUUUCUUCCUGGUGGUCUACAGUCUGGUGUUCCUGGUGGGUCUCCUCCUAAACGGCUUCAUGAUGUUUUACUUCUGCCGAGCUCAGCAGAAGCCGUCCAGCAGCAUGAUGAUCUACCUGAGGAACUUGGUAGCUGCUGACUUCCUGCUCUGUCUCAGUCUUCCUAUUCGCAUCACCAACUACGCCACCAGCUCUGCCACCAUCCACCAAGUCAACUGCAACUUUGGCGCCUCCGUCCUCUUCCUCAACAUGUACGCCAGCAUCAUGUUCAUGGGCUACAUAGCCGCUAACAGGUAUCUGAAGGUAGUCCAACCUUUAGGAACUCACAUCCUUCAGUCCGUGCGGGUCACUUACAUCAUCUCCACGGUAACCUGGGUUUUCCUCCUGGCUGUGACAUGCAGCUACGUCAUCCUGUCGUUCCACACCCAGGAACCUUUUACCUCUGUCCCAGUGAGCUGUCAAGGCUUUCACAGUGGCCAGCACACCUUGCUCUUUAGGAUCAUACAUGUCUCCUCCACUGUCAUGUUCCUGUGUGUUCUGGUCUCUCUGGUCUUCUUUUACUACAGCACCUCUCGUAGGGUGUUGCUGGCGCAGCAGAGGCAGCCGGCGUCCUCCAACUCCAUGAAGCUUGCAAGGUCGCGCAGGAAUAUGUUAGUGCUGGUCAGUGUCUUCUGCUUUUGCUUCUCCCCCUACCAUCUGAUUCGCCUUCCCAAAGCUUUCCUGUGGAUGCAUUGUUCAUGGAGCAAGGUUUUCUACUACGGGAUGGAGCUUACCGUCGUAAUGUCUGUUCUCAACGUCUGCCUGGACCCAGUCAUCUACUUCAUCCUCUGCAAGGGGUUCAGAAACCAGCUUAGGCUGGGAGUGGUGCGUGGAAACUGAUAAUACCCGCUCAUAACAUUUCAACUGCCAACAAUGUAAUAAACAAAAUGUAAUAACUGCAAAUAAAGUUAUAAAGAAAAUGUAAUAGUAACAGAAUAACUGAAUAAUGUAAGAAAGAUUUUAAUAAAAACGAAUAAUGUUAGACAAAUUAACUGUUCAUAAUGUAAUAUACAAAACGUGGUGUGGGACAUCCCGUUGCACCUUCUGCCCUCUGUGUGUUGCUGUUCUCAAAAUUCCUUCGAUACGUGAAACUCCAACAAUCUUCAAAAUAGCAAGCCACACGCUGAAAAUGGCAAGUUUUGAAGAACAUUUCUUUAACAAAGAAUAUGUUUAUCUAACUGGGACAUUUUAGGACUGAUUGAC